Vigna unguiculata (cowpea) is the source of this 684-nucleotide messenger RNA. The record is from RefSeq and is a predicted model, not a curated record. NCBI's taxonomy places the organism in Eukaryota, Viridiplantae, Streptophyta, Magnoliopsida, Fabales, Fabaceae.
AUGUCUGGAACAGAAGCAUCUGCUUCAGGUAAUCUUAUUAUCGGUAGUUGUUUGAUAGCUGGUAAAAGCUUGAGUGUUCUGUUUGACUCGGGAGCAACACAUUCUUUUGUGUCUGAGGGUUGUGUUAAAGAGUUAUGUUUGCUUGUGAAAGAGUUACAGUAUGAUCUUAUAGUGUCAACUCCAGCUUCAAGUUUAGUAAAGAUGUCAAUGUUGUGCGCCAGAUGCCCAGUGAAUGUAGAGGGGCGUCAGUUCAGAGUCAAUCUCAUUUGUUUGCCACUACAGAGUUUGGAUGUGAUCUUAGGGAUGGAUUGGUUGGCUGCCAAUCACAUUCUUAUUGAUUGCAGUAAGAAAAAGCUAUUGUUUCCUAACUUUAAAGAGUCAGAGUUGUUGUCUUCUCAACAGGUGUUAAAGGAAAUCAGAGAGGGUUCUCGAUGCUUUGUUAUCUUGACUCAUGUAAAUGUUGAGAAAGAUGAUAAAAGCAUUAAAAUCUUUGUGGUGAGAGAGUUUGAGGACGUAUUUCCUGAUGAAGUGCCAGGACUACCUCCUCAAAGAGAAGUGGAGUUCUUGAUUGAUCUAGUGCCUGGAGCAGGACCAAUAUCAAUAGCUCCGUACAGAAUGGCUUCAGCUGAGUUGGUAGAGUUGAAGAAAAAAAUAGAGGAAUUGUUGGAAAAGCAAUUUAUCUGA